ACGUGAUCUCGGAGCCGCUUCCUGGAGUGGGCCGGUUCUUCGCUCCGCCGGGCGCUUUUACGACACUCCCCCCCCACACACGCCUCGCUUUGUGGCAGCGCGGGAGCCGGGCGCGGCGGAACGGCGGGGGCCCCAAAAAAUGUUGGGGGGCGCCGAGGAGGAGGACGCCGACUUCCUGUCCCCGACGGGAGGGGCCAGGCUGGCCUCUCUCUUCGGCAUGGACCAGACAGCCCCUGGUACUGGGAAUGAAUUUUUCCAGUACACAGCCCCCAAACAGCCGAAGAAAAGUCUACCAGCCACAGGCACAGGCCCUCCGACUCAGAAGCCUCCUCCGCCUGCGGGAGUGCCCUCCGUCUUCGUAGCCACAGCCGUCCACGCCUAUCGGUUUACAAACGGGACGUAUGUGAAACAAGGCAAAUACGGAGCAGCUGUAGUAGGAUGCCACGCCACCCAGGAGUACAGGAUCUUGCUUUAUAUAAACCAGCAGCAGCAGAUCACCAGUGCAAGAAUCCAUGCUGGCUUUGUGUUCACGAUCCAACCCAACAACUAUGGGACAUUUUACGAUGAUCAGAGGCAAAACUGGUCCAUCAUGUUUGAAUCUGAGAAAGCAGGAGUGGAUUUCAGCAAGCAGCUCUGCAUUGCCAAGUAUAACAGCAGCCCUUCCCCUGAUUCGGUGGUGUGCCAGGAUCUGAUCCUCGGAGACGGUCCAGCUGUGGAAGCCGGCGACGCGCUCGAAGUUGCCUUUACAGGCUGGCUCUUCCAGAACUCCGCGCUGGGGCAGGUGUUCGACUCCAACGUGAACAAGGAGAAACUCCUGCGUCUGAAGCUGGGCGCUGGCAAAGUCAUCAAGGGCUGGGAAGAAGGGAUGCUUGGUUUGAAGAAAGGGAGCAAGCGCUUCCUCGUGGUCCCUCCAGCUCUGGCUUACGGGUCUCAGGGAGUAGCGAAUCACGUGCCUCCAGACUCAACACUGGCUUUCGAAGUGGACGUCAAGAGGGUGAGGUUGGCCAAGGAAAGUGCUUCCAAUGGGCAGAAUGUGGCCCCCAGGGACUCCCUCACGCCCUCCCCAGGACCAAACACCGAACAUCUCAGCACCGACCUUGCAGGAGGUCCUCCCAGUACUCUACCACCAAAGCCUGGGGAGCCAGCUGUGCGGGCCAAAUCCAACUCUCUCAGUGAACAACUAGCGAACCCCAACGUGGCAAAAGCGAACCUGAUUUCACGGAUGGCCAAGAUGGGUCAGCCCAUGCUGCCUUUCCUUCCUGGUUCGGCUCCGGCCCAGCUGGACUCAAGUGACUCGGAGAUAGAGGACCCCCACACUUUGCGAGAAGCUGCACAUCCCGUCACAUCUUCUCCGCUGAAACCAUCCUCCCCAGCUGGUCUUCCUCAGAUAACAGCCCAAGGGCCCCAGGCACCUGCUCCUGGACUCCAGGUGUCCUCAGCUGCUGUGAUGCCCACAGCCUUGCAUCCACACCCUGCUCUCCCUGGGUCUGCUCAGAGUCUUCAGGCAUACACAGGGAUGAACUAUGGGUACCCACAAGGCCCUGUGGCGGCUUCCCAGCUCCAACCGGUUGGGGCCAUCUUUCCUGCUCCUUUCCAAGCAGCCGGUGAUAUCGGAUCUUUCUUAAUGACGGAAGCAAGGCAACAGAACACCGAGGUCCGCCUGUCUGUGGGCAAAGUGGCUGACAAAAUAGACCAGCUUACUGCUAAGGUGGAGGAGCUCCAGAAACAGAAUUCUACCCAAAGCUUGUUACCAAGUAUCUCCUCUGUCACCAUGGAGACGACCAUGAUUAUGACCAACAUCCAGCGCAUUGUCCAGGAAAAUGAGAGGCUGAAGCAGGAGGUUUUUGAGAAGAGUCGUCGCAUCGAGGAACAGAACGAGAAGAUCAGUGAGCUGAUUCAGCGGAAUCAGAGACACGUGGAACAAAGCAAUCUGUUGAUGGAGCAAAGGAACAAUUCUCUGCAAAUGAACACCGAACAUUCUCAAGCCAGGGUCUUGCAUGCUGAGCAAGAAAAGGUGAAAGUUGCCGAGGAACUGGCAGCAGCUACGGCCCAGAUCUCCCGGCUUCAGCUGGAGCUGACCAGCCAUCAGAAGAAAGAGAUGGACCUGCGCUCCCAACUGAAUGCGGCCCUGAAGGAAGCCGAAAGACAGGCUGCCCAGUUUAACCAGUUGCAGGCCCAGCUGGCAGAGCUUCGGGAGUCAUCCGAAGAGGCCAAGAACAAAUUCCAGGCGGAGAAGCAGAGCCGGAAGCAGCUGGAUGGGAAGGUGGCUGCUUUGGAGGAAGAGCUGGCUGACCUCCGGGUGGAGAAGGAGAAUCUAGAGAAAAAUCUUUCCGAAAGAAAGAAAAAAUCGCUCCUUGAGAGAAAACAAGCCGAAGACGAGGCAGAUGAGAUCCGCAGAUCUUACCAGGAAGAGCUGGACCAACUCCGGCAGCUUCUGAAAAAGUCACGGGCAUCCACCAAUAACGUUGCUUCAGAGCAGCUUUCCCUUCUGCAGACCGAGCUGGAGUCCCAGUGGGAAGCCAAAUGCGAGCGUCUGCUGAGCUCAGCCAAGGAGCAGCACGCCCGCCAGCUCCAGGAAGUGUGCGAGCAACGGGAUGCCCAGCAGCAGAAGGUCUCCCAGCUGGAGGAGAAGAUUUCUCUGCUCGAGGCCAGCAGGAGCUCAGAGGACCCAAAAUCCACGGAGUUGCAGGAACAAGUGAAAGAACUAGAGGCCGUUAAAAGCAAGUGUGCAGACUUGCAGUCCCAACUGGCAGACCUCACUGCCCAUUAUGAAGACCGGCUCCAAGGGCUGAAGAAGGUCAUCAGUAGGACCCCACCGACGGCUUCAGCUGAAGAGGUGAAAAUGAUCAUGAACGGUGUCUUCCAGUCCCUCCGCGGCCAAUUUGAGUUAGACGAGUCCUACAGCGGAAGAACCGUCCUGGGCGUGGUCAUGACCACUAUCAAGACCAUCACUCUGCAGCUGCUCGAAAGGUCUGAAGGGCGCAGCCGGGAACAGCAGGGACCACCGCAGAGAGGGGGUCCCGUGGCCGUGGCCCGAGAUCAGCCAAGCGGUCCUAAUGAGGUACCAGCCAUGGCCUCUCCCGUUCCUUCAGACCACCUAGAAGAAGACCCAAACAGCUCUGCUCCCGCUUCAGAGGGAAGUCAAAGCGAGCAGGAAGAGGAGACACAGCAUUCGGGCACAGCUGAAGAGUUGGCCCUUGCAUCCUUGGAUCCAGUCACAGACUCUCCAGAGGUGGAGCCUAAGGAGGUGGUUGUGUCUGGACCGACAGAAGCCCAAGCUGGUGGUGCUUUAGAGAAGACCCCUGCAGAUCUUGCUCCCUUGAAGCCAACUGUUGAGGAGGCUGUGCCUACACUGGACCCGGGAAGAGAAGAGGACUCUUGCCCAGACGUUCCUAACCAAGAGCCGACCUCCUUGAGCCUUGCAUCUGGUGCAAGAGAUGGGAAAGUCCAAGCUGGGGAGAUGCCACCAGCAGCCUCCCUCCCUCCCAAAGUGGAUUCCAGCACCCCCAAGGAUAAAGCCAGUUUGUCGAAAGCGACCAACUGUAAGCUGCCUUCAUCAGGAGGUCCGUUGGAAGAGGAAGAGGACGAUGAAGAACUGAGCUUUAAGGGACGGCCUCCCCCCACCCCGCUCUUCGGAGACGACGAAGACGACAGUGACCUGGAUUGGCUGGGAUGAGCAAGCAGGUGAAAAAAGCUGGAAGAUGACUUGCGAUGGGGAUAUAUAUAUAUUUUUUGCUUUCUUGUUUUGCACAGAGGGGGCCUGGAGAACUGGCUGGCACUCAGGUAGCCCCCUGCAAGAUUCUGGGAUUGUCACUUGGGGGGUUGGUGGUGGUGGAAGGGCUUGACUACCAGCAGUUUCUCUCCUUGCACUGAAGCAAAGAGCAAACCCCGACCUCUGAAAUUCAGGCUCCUGCUUUUUGCGAGCGAGAUCUUGACCGAGGUGGAGAAGAGGUGGAGCUGAAGUGGUCUCCCUGCCGUCCCAGAUUCCUUCUGUGAUGCCAAUGUGAUUUUUGUACCCCCAGAUUUUUCCUCCUGUCCACCCCACCUCCCCACCAGGUGCUUUCGAGGGUUCCCUGCCUCCUGAUCUAUCCUUCCUCCGUGCAUCGAGCAGAACAACUGGAGGGUUUUAAAUGGCUAGGAAAGAAUCUCUUUUCCACAAGACCAGGCAGAAGAGGAUCAGUUGUUGGGCGUUUCCAGCAUUCCUGGGUCACUUUCAAACUUUUCUUUUUUCGUGAGGCUCCACCCGGCAUUGCACUGCAGCACGGAGAGCCUUGAAAAUGGCUCAAGGACCGAGAGGCAGUUUUAGCCAUGGAGGAAUGAAUACAUCCAGGCUUUUACUCAACUUUGGGGUGAUAGCUCAUCGUGUUCUUCUCCUGCCUUAUCGGUGAGAUGCUUUUUCGGGCCUCUCCAGCUCAGACAGCAACUGUAGAAGUGGUCUCUUCACCUCUAUGCAAUGUCUCCCCACUUCACAAAGCCUUUUGGGCUGGAGUUAUUUCUUGAAGUCUUUUCUUGGGGGGGGGGUGUUUCAGUUUUGUCCCCCUUUUUAGAGCAAAGGGCAGCCGGGGAGAGAAACAUUGUCAUAUUCACAACGAAAGGGGUAUUCAUCCUUUCUAACUCUGUUGGGGGGUGUCAAUCGCCCCCUAGAAGCAGAGAAAAUAUUCUGCAUUUAAGGGGUGUCUGCUCCUUUCCUAAUAAGGCUCAUUAUGUGUGGAAUCUGUGUGGAUUAACUGAGCUUUCAGUCUAAGCAAUAGCCGAGUCUCGUUUUAGAAGAAGCGAUGGGAAAUUUCUCUAAAAGUUCACCGUUUCUAAUAAACACAACCGGUACCAGGAAACACCAAUGGAGCUAGUUUGGGGGGAUGAAUCCCCCCCCAAAAAACCUCCAUUUCUUUGCCCCUCCAUCCUCCUCCCCCAAGAUCGUCAUCUUUGUGCAUUGUCUUCUUGUCAUCUUUACAACUUUGCCAACGUCGGUUCGGGAUUUUUCUCUUUGGAUGCAGAACGUAGCACUAAGUCGGCUGGGCCUUCUGUUGGACAAAAUUUGCCUAUCUUGUGUCUUUCUCUUUUUGGGGGGAGGGGGUGGAGAGGGGAAGAACCACAAAUAAAAGUGCAAUUAAAGGAAAUGAAA
Messenger RNA from Crotalus tigris (Tiger rattlesnake), 5122 nucleotides. RefSeq names its product FKBP prolyl isomerase family member 15 (gene FKBP15). Lineage: Eukaryota; Metazoa; Chordata; Lepidosauria; Squamata; Viperidae. The record is from RefSeq and is a predicted model, not a curated record. The transcript has 29 exons. Gene Ontology annotation, cellular component: growth cone. Gene Ontology annotation, molecular function: peptidyl-prolyl cis-trans isomerase activity. Bases 140 to 3676 code for a protein of 1178 amino acids.